Fusarium redolens is the source of this 1025-nucleotide messenger RNA. RefSeq names its product GDSL lipase/esterase. The transcript has 3 exons. The record is from RefSeq and is a predicted model, not a curated record. Bases 1 to 993 code for a protein of 330 amino acids. Gene Ontology annotation, molecular function: hydrolase activity, acting on ester bonds. NCBI's taxonomy places the organism in Eukaryota, Fungi, Ascomycota, Sordariomycetes, Hypocreales, Nectriaceae.
AUGAAGCUGCUCACUUUGAUCUCCCUCUCCAGUACGCUGCAUACUGUUGCAGCAGCACCAUCACUGGACAAACACUCUUAUAAAGGGUUCAACUUUGCGAAGAUUAACAAAGUGGUGUCUUUCUAUUAUAAGUCUGACGCUGCAAUUAGCGGCGACUCAUGGACAGAUACUCGUUUCAAUACCUCUGGAACCCAGCCUUCCAUCUCCAACCCCCUCGGAAACACAGGCAAGACAAGUUCUAAUGGUAAAAUGUGGCCAAUUUAUUUGACAACGCAAUAUAACCAGUCGUCCGUGUUGCUCUAUAAUAUGGCGGUCGGUGGUGCUGUCACUGAUGUCAAUAUUGUCAAGACUGGGCCCAGUGACGUGGUUACCCAGGUCAACAGGUUUAAUGCCUACCUACAACAGCAAAAGCCAAACUUCUUUCCACCAAAGCAUACGCUCUAUACUAUCUUUAUUGGCAUCAACGAUAUAUACCGUACCAUCAAUGACACGGACCAGGAUGACACUAUUAUCAAGAUCAUGGAGCGUCUCAGCGAGCUUACUGCCGAGUUGUACAACUAUGGUGCUCGCCAGUUUCUAUUCAUCUCUACGCCGCCGCAGUCUCUUUUCCCAAACAACGUCCCAAAGCCAAUCGCUCCAACUCUCAAGGCCGCAUCUGAAAAUUGGAAUAAGCGGCUCCACAAACUCCUCAAGCAGCUGGACCGCAAACUCGCUCAUAGCACAUUUUUCUUAUUCGACAUUGCUCCCUUGAUCACUGCUGUCACCGAAAGCCCUUCUCAAUUCCCUGAGACCGCGGUGUACAAGAGUACUGGAUUUUGCGCGGACUACAAGAGCGGUACGGUCACGCCAGACUUUAAAUCCGCUUCUUGUGAAUAUAACGCGUUGGAGUACAUGUAUAUCGACGGUGCUCAUCCGACACAAGGAUUUCAUCAAAUCUUGGCGAAGAAGAUUGCUGAGCAGUUGGCUGCGGGUCGAACCAUAACCCGCCCUUAACUCUACAAGCUCUUUACGCAUCAUAUUGUGGC